AACUAUGCUGUGGAGAAGUUGUAUGCCAUGAAAAUUGAAAUUAAUUCCUAUGAGAAGACGAAUUUUAGUGAGGAGUUUGGUCAACUCGUUGUGAACAAACAUGAUUUUGUGGAGAAUCUGAAAUCGGCAAUGAUGUUGAGUGCCAAAAAUUCGCGGAAGAAAUUAUACGAACCUCCCGCACCAUUGGAUGCUGGAGAAUUGCUAUCAUUCACCCCCGCCAAUAUUCUAAUCGAGAAUCGUAUCAAAGUCCCCGUCUCCCUGCUGCAACCAUUCUAUGUAUGGUCCAAUACAUAUCCCAAUGCAUUGAAAUAUGGUACCCUGGGAUCUCUAAUAUCCCAUGAACUUAUUCAUGGCUUUGAUGAUACCGGGAGGAAUUUUGAUAAAUUUGGCAAUAGUCGUAAUUGGUGGGAUGACAAAUCCACGGAAGCUUUUAAAAAUCGUACCAAAUGUUUUGUCGAUCAAUACAAGAAUUACAUUUACAAUGGCAAACUGUUGCCCGAAAUGGCAUCACAGUCGGAAAAUAUAGCCGAUAAUAGUGGUGUACGUUUGGCUUAUGCGGCCUAUCAACAUUGGUACGAUAAUGCCAUGCGUAGCCGCCACAAUAUGGAAAGUGAAACCCUACCACGUCUGAACUACAAUGGCAAACAGUUGUUCUUUAUUAGCUACGCCCAAAUAUGGUGCAAUGAUAUCCAUCCGGCAAUGCGUAAUUUACAAACCUCCACCGAUACUCAUGUACCGGGGAAAUUCCGUGUAAUUGGACCGCUAUCGAAUUUUCCGGAAUUUUCUAGGGAAUUUAAUUGCCCGCUGGGUAGUAAUAUGAAUCCGGUUAGUAAGUGUAUAAUUUAUUAAA
Messenger RNA from Musca vetustissima, 850 nucleotides. Its product is annotated as endothelin-converting enzyme homolog. Gene Ontology annotation, biological process: protein processing. The coding region runs from base 28 to 849 and encodes 273 amino acids. Lineage: Eukaryota; Metazoa; Arthropoda; Insecta; Diptera; Muscidae. The record is from RefSeq and is a predicted model, not a curated record. Gene Ontology annotation, cellular component: plasma membrane. Gene Ontology annotation, molecular function: metalloendopeptidase activity. The transcript has a single exon.